AUGUCUGAUCCAAAAAACUACACUAUUGGCUGGAUUUGCGCGAUCACCUCUGAAUAUGUUGCCGCUCAAGCCUUCCUCGAUGAAGUGCACGAGGGCCCAGAAUACUUGCCAGCUCACAACAAAAACGACUAUACAUUGGGCAGGGUCGGAAAGCACAAUGUGGUAAUUUCUGUUCUACCUUUAGGUUUAUACGGCACCUCCUCGGCAACGCGAGUUGCCGAAGAUAUGUUGCAUAACUUCCCAAAUGUUCGAAUCGGUCUGAUGGUCGGUAUCGGUGGCGGAGCGCCAAGCCCAAAUCACGAUAUACGCCUUGGUGAUGUUGUGGUUAGCAUUCCUUUCAAUGGCCGAGGUGGAGUGAUCCAGUACGAUUUCGGUAGAACGAUACAAGGCCAAAGCUUUCAGUUGACGGGCUUUCUCGAUCAGCCACCUAUUAUCCUCCUCGCAGCGGUUAACGGACUUAGAGCGCGGUAUGAGAGCGAGGGCAAUCGACUUGAAGAGAAAGUUAACAAGGUUCUUGAGAAAAAGCUAAGGCUACAGAAAAAAUAUAAACGGCCAGAGCAAGAAAGUGACCGGCUUUACCAAAACCAUAUCGUUCAUCCAGAAAAAAGUGGAUCAUCUUGCGCAAUAUUUUGUGGUAAUGAUUCAACAAGUUUGAUGUCGCGAAAUCCUCGAGCUGAGGAUGAAGACAGCUCUGCCGUGCACUACGGGUUGAUUGCGUCAAGCAAUCAGCUAAUAAAGGAUGCUUCGGUCCGUGAUAGACUUGCCGCGGAAAAGGGUGUUUUAUGCUUUGAAAUGGAAGCGGCCGGGCUGAUGAACAACUUUCCGUGCCUUGUGAUCCGUGGUAUUUGCGACUACUCCGAUUCGCACAAGAGUAAAGAAUGGCAAGGGUUUGCGGCAAUGGUUGCGGCAGCAUAUGCGAAAGACCUGCUUUGUCGAAUUGUCCCCCAAAAGGUGCAAAGCGAACGAAGUAUUUCAAAAAUCUUGAGGCCACGUCAUGGCCAUGUGGCCGAAGUCAAAGACCGCAAUACAUCCAGGUUACCAAAAAGCGAUGAAAAAUGCGCCACGAAGUUGCAGAUCCUUCAAGGCCAUUCUGAUUUGGUACAUUCGAUAGUCUUCUCUCCCAACGGCCGACUAGUAGCCUCUGGCUCUGAGGAUCGAACUGUACGGCUCUGGGAUAUCGACACAGGCUCUCUACAGCAUACCCUCAAGGGACAUUCUAAAGGGGUUUUGUCGGUAGCCUUCUCUCCUAACAGCGGACUAAUAGCGUCGGGCUCUCAGGAUCGGACUGUACGGCUCUGGGAUACUGCCACAGGCGCUUUACAGCAGAUCCUCGAAGGCCAUUCAUUUCGUGUUGAUUCAGUGGCCUUCUCUCCUGAUGGCCGAGAAUUAGCCUCGGGAGCUCCUGCUAGUUCUGUCCGGCUCUGGGGUACCGCCACAGGUGCUCUACAUCAGACCCUCAAACUCCAUUCUAGUCCGGUAGUCUUCUCUCCCGACGGCCGACUAGUAGCCUCUGGCUAUCUUGAUUACUCCGUUAAGCCUGUAACUCACAAUUUCAGGAUCUGGCAGAGAUCCUCAGCACAUCGAUUUAACAGUGGCCAUAUUGGUGGGGUUCUGUCAGUGGCAUUCUCUUCCGACAGCCAAUUAGUAGCCUCCGGCUGUGUUGACCACACCGUCCUGCUAUGUGAUAGUACCCCCACGGGCCCUUCGUCAACCAUCUACAGACGGACUCUGAAAGGUCAUUCUGAUUCAGUUUUGUCGGUGGCCUUCUCUCCCGACAGCCGACUAGUAGCCUCAGCCUCUAGGGAUCAUACCAUCCGGCUCUGGGACACCUCCACGGGCACUCUACAGCACAUUCUCAAAGGCCAUUCCAGUAUAGUUUUGUCGGUAGCCUUUUCUCCUGAUGGCCGAGUGGUAGCCUCGGGCUCCUACGGGUCUGUCCGGCUUUGGGAUACCGCCACGGGUGCUCUAAACCAGACCCUCAAAGGCCUUUCUAGCCCCCUGGCCUUCUCUCCUGACGGCCGACUAGUAACCUUGAGCUACCUUGAUCACACCCUCCGCGUCAUACCAGCGCGAGCGAUCUAUUGGAUACAGUGA
This is a messenger RNA of Penicillium atrosanguineum, 2094 nucleotides long. RefSeq lists its product as uncharacterized. The transcript has a single exon. Gene Ontology annotation, biological process: nucleoside metabolic process. The coding region runs from base 1 to 2094 and encodes 697 amino acids. NCBI's taxonomy places the organism in Eukaryota, Fungi, Ascomycota, Eurotiomycetes, Eurotiales, Aspergillaceae. The record is from RefSeq and is a predicted model, not a curated record. Gene Ontology annotation, molecular function: protein binding; catalytic activity.